Molecule: messenger RNA, 1426 nt
Organism: Platichthys flesus (European flounder)
Lineage: Eukaryota; Metazoa; Chordata; Actinopteri; Pleuronectiformes; Pleuronectidae
Product: zinc-binding protein A33
Exons: 10
Coding region: 111-1421 (436 amino acids)
Molecular function (GO): protein binding
Source: RefSeq, a predicted model, not a curated record
AGGAGUCCAAGGAUCAGGGAGAUGCAACAAAACGACUGGAGCGGCAGCAGCAGGCGUCCAGUCUUCUCCACCUGCAGAGCUGCACCACCGCUCCAAAAGACCACAGGAGUAUGGACGCCACCAUCAAGAUGAAGAGCAUCCUGAAAACUAGCAAAAAGUUUGAGGACGGCAGCAGGACCCAGAGCAGCUCCAUCGGGGCCCUGCGCUGGACCCUGCCAGAGGAGAACGUCCAGGCCCACAGCUCGGCCCCCAGCCGACCCGCCCGCCCCAACAACCUCACCAAACGUGCACAGCAUCAGCAUCCUCGCCAGAAGGGCCUGAAGGAUCUGCGCAGCCUGCAGGAGUGCGUGUUGUUCAUCCAACAUUGGAAAAAGCAAGUGGACCAAGUAUGCAAGGGCGGAGUGGACGCAGAGGAAGGCCCCAGUAAGAAGGAGGCAAAAAGUUCCGACCCGCGUACCGAGAAAAGCCUCGAGGAGAGCAGGAAACUGAUCCUGGAGUGGGCCGGCGAACUCCGUCACGUCGACAAGCUCCUGACAAAAAGCUCCUGGGCGUCUGAGUGUCAGGAAAAUAACGAGGACAAGGACGCAAAUGAGGAAGCACAUCUGAGGAUCAUGGAGUGGGCGAAGGAGCUGCAGGAAGCAACUGAGAGCUGCGGCGUUCAGAGCGAGGAUCUGGGCAAAGUGCUGCGUCUCUUGGACCUGAAGAAGAAGCGGCUGGUCAAGCUGAUGCCUCUGCUGGAGUUCAUCACCUGGUCCCUGCUCAAGGAAGACAGCACGAAGAUGAUUCCAAAAGUGUGGUUACUGGCAAAGCAAAAGACCUGGAUAGCAGGAAUUCCAAGAUAUAUCCCCAACUCAGUUUGGAGUUGGAUCUGCAGUGCCUCAGCCGAUGUGAUUCUUGACCCCAUGACCAGCCACCCGUGGUUGCUGGUGUCGGACGACCAGCGCAUGGUGCAGGAGGGCCACACAGCGUCUGAGCUCCCCGACAACCCCCAGCGCUUCGACAGCUGGCCGUGCGUGCUGGCUUGGGAAGGCUACAGCAGCGGCCGCCACUACUGGGAGGUGGACAUAGCCAACCACGGCUACUGGCGCGUUGGACUGACCACCGGCGUCUCCAAGCGGCAGGGGCGCUUCCCGAUGAACCCCAGGCAGGGCUUCUGGACCCUGUGGCGCAGCACACACGACUUCUUCGCCUGCACUAAGACGGAGACGCCGCUGCCGGUCGGCCUUGUGCCUGAACGUAUGGGGAUCUACUUGGACUACGAAGAAGGACAGAUCUCCUUCUACAACGCAGGAACGAAGUCUCACAUCUACACCUUCAAUGGAACCUUCAGGGAGACGCUGUACCCUCUGUUUGCUCCGCUGGAUGGUCGCACGCUCAUGAGAAUCAUGCCCCCAGACGAGAUCUCAAACUUAGAGAGAUAGACCUC